Molecule: messenger RNA, 1401 nt
Organism: Ciona intestinalis (vase tunicate)
Lineage: Eukaryota; Metazoa; Chordata; Ascidiacea; Phlebobranchia; Cionidae
Source: RefSeq, a predicted model, not a curated record
UCUAAAAUUUAAGAAUUGCUAAUCGUGUUGCAAUAAAACAAACACAUAAUUAUGACAUUAUACUUGUGGGAAGUUGUUUUAGUUAAGUAGUGAUGCUGUAUCUGUAUGUGAGAAGAACAGCUUUGUAUCUUUAAACUUGCUAUGCUUUGUACACAGAGCGAACACAGUGUAUGCUGAGGACCCUUGACUGUAAUCACCUCAGUCAGAAAAACAAGUCAUGUGAUGCCAGAUGAUAUACCGGCAACUGAUCACUGGAUUAAAGUCGCAAAUAUACAGGAAUUGUAAUAUAAGACAAAUAUGGCAAGGAUAGUUUACAGGCAAGUUUGUGAAUAUAUGAGAUGUCGUGAAUAUUGCUGCAGAGGAGAGAUGCUCAAACAUUAUGGCAUUGAAAGAGGAGAUUAUUGCUGCUCAAAAUCUGAAUAUGAAUUGCAUGAAGCUCAUAAAAAUUUAUUGGAUGUUGCCAACUUUCCCCUUGCUCACAUACCGAGUAACUUCAGCAUGCCAACGCAAGUUGAACAACAAACUACAACAAAUAAUGAUGAAAGUUAUAAAACUUCACCAAUUCAGACAAACUCAUCAGGGGCAUUGGGUUGGCACCACUACAGCAUUGCAAGUAGUGUAACUGCCAGCAUACUUCUUAUGCUGGUAUUACUUGUGCUUCUGUAUAUGUUUGUAAGAUGGAGGAAAGCAAAUAGAAGGAAUGAACGCACAAGUGGGAUUGUGGUUCAUCACACAGUGCAUCAUGAUACAGGUGGUCAGAAUGUGUAUCAGAACAUGGACAAUGUCAGAAUGCAGGCAGUUCAGGGAGCAACUGGAACCAGCAAUUCAAUUCCAUUCUCAAACCUGACGCAUGUGAAUGAAAAGCAACAAAGUGAUAUUCAAGUAACAACCUCACACUCUCAACAAUUUGAACCACCAGUUCAACUUCCAACAUACGAAGAAUUAUUCACUAACGAAGAACUCGAUUCAAACAGUGGAGAUAACAAACCUCUUGAAAAAUAAAUUGACAGCAGAAACAUACCUCUUUAGCUUGACAAAGUUUUGACAUUAUUUUACAAUAAUUCAACUUAUCAAACAAACAGUAUACAAAUAUCACGCACAACUCUAAAAUACUCUUUCAUUAAUUUUUUUUAAAAACAGAAAAAUUAUUCAAACCGUUAACACUGACAAAAAAGUCAAAAAAUGUAAUAAAUCUCCUUGUUCAAAUCUACAAACCUGGAUUCUGGUGGUGGAACUUGGUCUGCAUCUCCUUUCAACCAAUCAUUGACAAUAUAAUGAUAAAACUGUUUGGACCACAGUAGUCCAGCACAAGCCUGACGCAGAAUGUUCAUGCAUUCACCUUUUACUUGUGGAAAUUUACUCUGAAUGAACAAUGUAUUAAUAAAACGUACAUGAUAUUAA